Messenger RNA from Pipra filicauda (Wire-tailed manakin), 3842 nucleotides. RefSeq names its product maestro heat-like repeat-containing protein family member 6. The transcript is spliced from 15 exons. The record is from RefSeq and is a predicted model, not a curated record. The coding region runs from base 1691 to 3670 and encodes 659 amino acids. Lineage: Eukaryota; Metazoa; Chordata; Aves; Passeriformes; Pipridae. Gene Ontology annotation, cellular component: cytoplasm.
CUGGAUCCAGUUUGAAGGCAGACUCUGUGGUUUUGCAGAGCUUUGGUUAUGGAGGGCAGAAGGAAUAUCUAGGACUCUUUCUGUCAGUGGUCCUGGUUGUCAUCCAGGGCAGAAGAGGGGAGAGCUAUACUUUACUGGCCACUUAUCUACCUGUACUGGAGGGAGGAUUAGUGUUUUUUGCAAUAUCCCUCUUUGUGUGAGGUGCUUUUGUAACACUGAGUGAACUUCCAUUCCUUGACAGCUUUUAUACCUUAAUGAAAUUCUUACGUUAUUAGCUCUUAACAGAAAAGUGUUUGAAAAUCAAACAAUAUCCAAUUUAUUUAUUUAUUUUUGCCUCAGUUUAGUGUUUAUUUUUUGCAAUUGACUCUCAAUGGACCCUGUUAAGGCAAAGGAGUUGCUGGUUUGGGGUGGGAAGCAAACUUGCAAAUCUUUUACCUUUCCAGGUUGUGCCAAUGAACUUGGGAAGUUUACAGCUUGAUUUGACACUUCUUGCGUUGAGCAAUGGAAAAUAAUGUGGAUUCCUGGUUUCCUGAAUUUAGGAUUAUUAAAGGCCAGAUUCUUCUUUGCCUUCACAGAAAAGAUGUUUUUGUGCUGCAGGUCAUCACUUGCAUGCAAAAAUCAUUCCUGGAGGAAGCAACAGCUUCUGCCUUCUGACAGCUGCCAAGCACUGCCACCAAUUGCUCUAGCUGCCACUCCCAACAGCCCCCUGCAAGAGCACAGACAUCAGUGCCCAUUGGCUUUGGCUGCCCUGUGGCAAAGAAGUCCCCCAGGGGCACAGCUCUGUGGGGCAGGAGACGGGCACCAGCCCUGCCAGGACUGGGGGCGGUGGCAGGUCUCCUUGGGUGAGGACUUGCCAGAGCUGCUGAUUUUGGUGCAGCCCCGGGCAACGGGAUGGGAGCAGCAUUGGUGCCCUCGCCCCCACGUUCCUUCUGUGUGUCACAGCCCCGUGUUCGGGAGGGCCACCAGCCGGCACUUCUCCCGAGGAGCCCGUGCCAGCUCGUGUGGAGGCCCCGUGGCCUUCCCGCUGCGGCUGCCUCGGCAGCUGAGGGGGCUCCUUCUGCUGCCGUGGGCAGGCACAGCAGGGGAGGGUUUGCUUAGUUUUUCAGCUGUGCCUAAAGUUUGUGUCCAGCUGUCUUGGAUGCUUUGGAGAAUGGACUCCUUCCCACCUGGGGCAGGUUGGCCAGGCUGGGGGAGGCCCCAUGGCAUGUGGCAGUGUGUCACAGGGCCCUUUGUGACACGUGAUGACUUAGUACUGGUGGUGAGGUGGCCACGCCUCAGUGCUCCUCAGAGCAUGUGGCAGGACAAGCAUGUGACGGAGCCCCCGUACAGCCAACUCCUUCCCUGCUGAUCCAGAGUGUUUUGGAAGCGUUACUCUUGCAGGUGCCCUCGAGGCAAGACUGCAGGACUUGGUGACCCGCAGCCUUCCGAGGUUUCCCCCACCCUUUCAGCAGGUGCCUUUGAGGCUCAACCGCAGGACUUGCUGACCUGGAGCCUUUACAAGAACUCUUCCAUCCUUGUGGCAAGAGCCCUUGAGACCAGACUGUAGCUCUUCCAUGGCUCCUCUCCUGCUGGUGCCCUCAAGGCCCCACUGUGGGACUUGGUGAUCAGUAGCUUUUCUCAGGUUUUUCUGUUGCAGUUGCCCUUGACGCCAGACUGUGGAGUGGUGUGGAGACGCCUUAGCCUGUUUGGGAUGAAGAAGGUGAAGGAAGGUGCUGGGGCUGCCCCAGCUCGGCAGCCUGAAAGAGUGGAGUGGUUCCAGCCCCUGCAGGAGGAUCCAGGCCGGGACCAGACACAGGAGCAGGACCGCGCCCGGGGCCGCUUCCACAGGGCAGCACAGACAUUUAGCAACCUGAUAGGACCUCCGUGUAGAGAAAUGAUCACCAUGUUGACUAAAGGCACGGCAAAGCCUGACACCAUGCUAACUCAGAGUCUGGCUUCUGCUCCCAGUAUGGAUUUCUUUGGGGAGAGAGUUGUGUCCCGUCGAGAUGAAGUGCCGGCCUUGGUGAGGAAAAUGCACCAGAGUCUCUCCUCCAACACACCUCCAGAUGACAGGCUGUUUAUCAACAUUCUGAGGCUGACUGAUGUGUACCCUGCUGAUGUUGUGUUCACCCUCCUGCGCUGUGCCCCAUCGUGUGACAGAGCUGCUGCAACCAUGUGGAAGACCAUCGCCUCAUCGGGAAUGACAGUGGAGAAGGUGCUACCAAAGCUGCUCUGCGUGAUGGAGGACUGGCCACUGCACAGCACUUCCACCUCUGACGGGGACAAAACAGAUGUCUUUGCCCUGGCUGCAACCAGGGUGAUUUGGGAGAUCCUCCGCCUGCCCUGGUGCCCAGAGCCACUGGUGAAAUAUUCCCCCCCACUCCUUGUGCAUUUGCUCUUCCAAGUUUUCAUCAGCACAAAGCAGAUGCCGGAGGAGGUCAACGCCUUCUGGAGGGGAUGCCGGGAGAAACGUGGCCUUCCCGCCAACCCCAAUAGGUUUGCAGGGCAGACUGUGAAGGCACUGCUUCGCCGUCUACGGUGUCUACAUUUGGUGAUGGCAAUGGAACGGAAGCGUGGCUGGGACACACUCCUCAACACUGACACCCACCACUACGCAGUGGGUCUGCUGGCCAGGGAGAUGCGUCGUGCCUCGAGCCCCUUGUGUUCCCCGGUUGCCCUCUGCCUGCUGGGGCUGCUCAUCAGGGAGAAGCCACGCUGGGAGCUUCCCGCCAUGGCAUUCCUUGUGGAGAUCCUGGACUGCCUGGACAUGACUGACUGCGGUGAAAGCAUCCUGGAGAUCCUUUCAAGGCACCUACAGAGUGAAUGCAAAGAGAGACGUCGCCUGGCACUCAGAGGCCUCGUGGUGCUGAGCAAGGAUCCUGUGAUGGCCAAAAGAAUGUGCAGCCUCUCUGAAAGCCUUGUGGAGCUACUGCAGGAUGCAGAUGUAGAGGUGGUCGGGAUGGCCUUGCCGAUGUUCAUGAAUAUGCUGCAGAACAAAGACAUCCUAAUCUCCAGGCCCACUGCCCCGAAGCUGGCUGAGGCUCUCCGGCCACUCUUUGACAGUGACAACAGCCAUGUGCAGGUCCUCUCCAUUCGCCUCUUCCGAAAGGUGAUGGAGUUGGUAGUGGCUGAGGGAAAGAAGCCCCUGGAGAGAUAUGUGAUCCAGAGCCUGUUCCCACUCUUUUUGCACUGGCAUGAGGAGAAACAGGGACUGGCAGAGGCCUCUCGGGAAGCGCUGCUUGGUGCAGCCAAGUUUCUGAAGAGGAGGGAUCUCAAUCAGCUGCUGAAGACAGAGCAGCCAUUGAAAUUUAGCGAGCGCCUGCUGGAAAAGGACAAGAGAAGAGUGGCCGAGUACUUACACCAGGCCCUGCCAUACCUGGAGAGCCCACAGGAGCCCCUGCGAGAGGCGGCCCUCAAGUUCAUUGGGAUCGCUGGGGGGUACCUGCGGGGACAGCCCGAAGAGCUACAGGUCAUCUGCGAAGCCCUUCAAGCCAUGAGAAAAGACAACUGCCCCUCCUACACAAGCGUGAUGGUUCAAGCCCUCUUUGACCAAAGAGCUGCAGUAUUAAAUUCAUCUGCAUCGAGACAAGCGGUGUCCCUAGAAAAGCACCAGAUACCAUUCAACAGGAGACCACCUGGAGACCAGAGGAAACCAUCUGGAGCUCCAGGCACUGAUGCCAAGCCCAACUGAGCCUGCCAGGAAGGCCUUGUGGCUCCUGGCCUGUCCUUCCCUCUUGACCCAUCCCUGCCUCCAUACUGCUCCAUCCCUUUAGCCUUCAGACCCAGCCCAUUCCCUUCUCGUGCUCCCAGCACAUCCCUCCACUUCUCCUUCCCUUAAUAAACAGUUGGGUUUCUCCCCCCUA